Messenger RNA from Pectinophora gossypiella (pink bollworm), 8006 nucleotides. RefSeq names its product guanine nucleotide-releasing factor 2 (gene C3G). NCBI's taxonomy places the organism in Eukaryota, Metazoa, Arthropoda, Insecta, Lepidoptera, Gelechiidae. Bases 1155 to 5246 code for a protein of 1363 amino acids. The transcript has 28 exons. Gene Ontology annotation, molecular function: guanyl-nucleotide exchange factor activity. The record is from RefSeq and is a predicted model, not a curated record. Gene Ontology annotation, biological process: Ras protein signal transduction; positive regulation of GTPase activity. Gene Ontology annotation, cellular component: plasma membrane.
CGCCGCCGCGCGCACCACUCUCGCGUAUACACCGUGCCUCAACUCUCGGCACCCCGUGACAAUCGCAUGCCCCGCUGCGCAUGAGUUCGUCUGCUCGUUGCACUGAUGAAUAUUGAGAUCGUGUUGUGAAAAAAGCGCUAAUUUUAGACUGUAUACUUUUCCAAUGGACUUACACGAAGUGAUUUUGGCGAAAACGGUUUGAUUUGGCGGCUACUUGUUACUUGUGUCAAAUAAUAUAUAUAAAAAACCGGUUACAUUGACAAAAAGCUGCUGCACUAGAUUACUGGAUGUAAUUGGAAUUGCAGAAAAUUGGAUUGGUUUCGCUGAGAUGCCCAUUGAGUAAACACAAAAAAGAUAAAAAUAAAAUAUUACUAGCCAAAACCAACCUCGUGUUAGAGAAAGUUGUAAAUUCCGAUGUCCAAGUUUCCCCCUAGUGUAAAUAUUUAUUGAAACUCGAUUUCGUAACUUUCGUUCGAAUCCACUCGUGACUUAUUGCUCUUUGCUAAUUACGUAUCUGUGACAUUUGCAUUUCGUAACGCGAGUGCUUCAGGUUAUAAUUUCCUACGCAUGGAAAAAUAAAGACUUCUCUCGAGGUCGUCUAGGAGAGAAAUUAAUAACCGAUGUCAAUCAGACUAUAUUAAGCUUGAAUUUUAAUGCCAAGGUUGACGGGGAACCCUGGUCGGACAACAGGCGCGUGAUGCGCGCACAACGCGCGUCGCUAGACGUUUACUGUAAAUAAAUAAUGACCUAAUUGUAUAUACCUCGCGUAUUCGCUAUUUCGGAUUCUGACUGAUACAACAAGAAUCACAUUCAGAGCGAUCCAUGAGGCAAGUUAACAGUGACGUACAAAAACAAUAAGGCAAUUAAAAAUUUCAUCGAACAUCAAAGAGAAACGCUAUUUAAGUUUAGUGGUUGCUUUCGAAGAUUUCUAGAGGGCCUUCCCUUUCUCUACGGACAACUAGAAACAAGCAUGCAAUCUCCGGUUGCUAUGGAAAUUGGAACCAGUCUUAAGAGAAAAUCUGAAGAGGAAUAAAUUAUAGAUGUAAGUGCAUUGUCUGUGUUGGCAUAAGGUGUACCCAAGAGAUCACAGCAAAUGAAGCCCAGUAGCAUAUUACAAGUUGAAAAUUUUCUGAUUUAUACCGAAAACAUUUACAAUGCCACAUUACGAUGAAAGUUUCAUUCAUGAUGAUAAUAAAAAUCAAAGGAAAAACAAACGAAGCUAUCGUGUUUAUAAGAGCGGCUUAAGCCCUUUGCACUUUCUGGAGCGCAGCGCACUGGCUCUUGAAGAACGAGGAACAUCGGUUAUCAAACGUAACAUUAAGAAUAUCAAGCACCGUGGUAACCGUUACAAAUCUGUAUCACCUACUGCACAACGAUCCAACCAGGCUAACUACAUCACACCGGAUAUUAUAGUAGACCAUUGUCCCCGCAUAAAUGUGUUGGAGACUAAUAAAUACAAUGACAUACGGAACAAUAACAUACUGUCCCUUGCUCCGUGUAAAAGUUUAGAUAACUUGGCACUGAAUCGAGCUAGUCGAAAGGAUAACAUAAGGAAUGGGUUCAGCUUACAGAAUCUGGCUAAUGAUGACAUUUUGAAGCAUUAUGCGUCGCCUUCUGGAGAUUGUAUGUCUUCAGUGCGUAAGGAAGAUACAAGGAAUUCAUAUUCGGUAGCGGAGGCUCGACGCCGGCCGAUGCAACGGUGCUACUCGCGCAAUACCGCCGCGCCGGGAAGUGGGGUUUACCGACAGAUAGCCUGCGACACCGACAACAAAAACGAGAGCGAGUCAAGCAGCGAAGCGGGGUCCGGACACCGCGGCUCGUUGCGUGGCGCGAACAAGCUGGCCCGGCGCGCGCGCUCCUUCAAGGACGACCUGCUCGAGCGCAUCUCCAACAUGCGCUCCCCGGCGCAGCAGCACCAUCCACCGCAUCUGCAGUCUGCGAUCAGAUCACAUUCCCCGCUUAGUCCGAGGCUUCGGAACAUGGGGACGAGGUCUGCAACCGCGGAGGAGGGGGAAGUCACGCCUGCCAAAGAACUGGAACGGCUAGUCAAAGAGGUUACAUUUGGCUUGAAACACUUUUCUGAUGUUAUUACCAAGAAGAAGCUGGAAAUGUUGCCGGAUAAUGGCACCAUCGUUUUCGAGUCGAUCGCUAAUAUCCACAAAGCCACAAAACCGUACUGCGGUAGAUCGCCACAGCUAACAAGCGCAGUGAAGCGUUUGUGUGGGGCGUUGGCGAUGCUCAUACGUCUGUGUGACGAAGUGACGGUCGUCAGUUUGCGCGCUGACGCGAGUCACGAGGAAAUGGACACGUCUGCCGAAGCCCUGUCUACUGAACACGUGAACUCGGUUGUCAAGGGGCUGACGGCGGCCGUGGACGAAGUCGCAGCCCUAGCGCAACAACACAUGACGCGGCCCGCGCUCUCGCCGCGACCAGCGCUUGUUUCGCCCCGCGCUUCCACUCAGAGAAACUCUUUGCCCGAUAUCCCAUUGACGCCGAAAGAAAGGUCGCUAUUGACCGGUGAAGGGUCUAAUGAACCAACCGGCGUGCGAGCGUCGCACUCCUCGGAAUCCGUGCUAGAUGCGCCCGAUUCACCCCCGCCAAAACCUGCGAGACCUAACAGGAAAAUCGAGUUAGCCCCACCUCUGCCUCCAAAGCGCAAGUCUGCCAACGACAACUCCCUUCUAGCUCUGUCUAUCGACCGGCUAUCACUACAGUCUCACAGCAGUGGUUCGCUGGACUCCAUGCUGAACGUGUCCAACGACGAGACGAACAACCACGACUCAAACAACCACGACCACGUGUUCGCUACGCCACCUAAUUCGGACAUAGGCAUAAUGUGCAGCUGUAACAGCGGGAAUGAGCUGCGCGCGUCUCUUGAGUCGCACGAGUCUCAGCUGCACGCGCAUGCGCAUGGCAACCACAAUCGGUAUGUCUACCAAUUCUCUAAUGAGUCUGGCUUCGUGUCAGUGGGUCACGCCGAGAUGUCCACGGAACACAGUUUCACCUCCUCGUUCUCUUCACACCACUACACUAGUCAUACUGACAGUACUUUUGACAGUACAGACUGUGUGAGCGAAAUGAAGUGCACUCUACAAAGCUUUGAACGAAGCAUGAAUAUUAUGAAUAUGAACAGUUUAUCCACGCACCAUUCGUCAAAUAGACUGGCGAGCAUAACGUCAGACGAGAGCGAGACGCCGCCGGAGCUGCCGGUGAAAACGCGCCGGAACAUUCGCGCGGACGUUCAACAACAUUUCCCCUCUGUCGAAAUCAGACAAAGCCCGGUGUGUUCGCUGCACGGCGAGGCGCGGCCGCAUACGCUCGCGGACCACCAUCCGCCGCGCCCGCCCCCGCUGCCGCUCAAAAAGAAACACAUGUUCCAAAGCGUCGCGUACAGUGUAAUGGCGUAUAUGGAGAUGUUCGGGAAUUGCAGCCAUCCGCCAAAUAACGCCGCCGCGCCGCCUGAUAUGUUCCGACACUCCAUACAUACUUAUAAUUUGGCCAGCGCCCAGCAUGCAAUUGGAGGGAUCAGCGUUCAAAGGCAACAGCAAGUUCAGCGCUCCAUCGCCCAGUCGCUCACAAUACAACAUUUCGGCACCCCUCCACUCAGUGGAUCAGAAGACAGCGUGAACAUGAUUACGUCGUCGGGCACUAGUCCUGUGCCACCAGAGCCCCCGGCGCUGCCGCCUAAGAUGAAGAAACAGCUUCAGAUGCAUUCGAGCAACGAAUUGAUACCGCCGCCGUCGCCGCGACCGUCCUCACAUAACAGUUCCGCUGACGAAACUAUUAUGAACAAUGUUAAUUCAGAUGACUCGUUUGGGAGAGGGACGACACCAUGCAAGUUUCCGCUUGAAGAUGAACUGGAGAUGCUUGUUCAGCAGCCGACACCAUCGCCCGUACCCUCACAGAGAAGCGAAAGCAGCACAGAGGCAGUGCAAUCGACAAACAACAACAGCGACAGCAAGCCGGCCCCAGUACCGGAUAGUGACGACAUCAUCCUGCACACAGACAUCGCGCAGCACCUACUGCUGAAGGCGCCCAGCAAGGACGGGCCUGAAGUGCGCGGCGGACACCCCGACGCGCUCAUCGUACUUGCCACCAAAGCAACCAAAGAGACGGACGAGUACUUCGCGUACCAGGAGGCGUUCCUGGCGACGUACCGCACGUGGGUGUCGCCCAGCGGGCUGGUGGCGCGCCUCACGCGCCGCGCGCACCACUACCGCCCGCGGCCGCACGAGCUGCGCUCCACGCUCAGCCUGCUCACCAGGGUCGUCGCUGAUCUUACGAUGGCCGACCUAGACAAACAACUGAUGCAGGAAAUAAUGAAGUUCAUCUACUGGCUGGUGGAAGCCGAGGAGUUACCCAUAGCGAAGGCACUCAGACAGAUUCUAGUCGACAAACAGAAACAGAUACACUUCCAGCAGCAAUCGAACAACCGCUACGAGUACGACACGCCGUGUUACGGCUCAGUGUCGCUGCGUCGCGACACCCUCCUAGACUUCAAAGCGACGGAGCUAGCGGAACAAAUGACGUUGCUCGACGCCGCGCUGUUCGUGCGGAUCACCACCGCAGAGGUGCUUUCGUGGCCGCGUGACCAGUCCGAGGAGAGCUCUCCAAACCUCACGCGGUUUACCGAACACUUCAAUAAGAUGAGCUACUGGGCGCGCUCGAGGAUACUUGAACAAGAUGAGGCGAAAGAACGCGAGAAAUUCGCGAACAAGUUCCUUAAAGUGAUGAAAGCGCUGCGCAAGAUGAACAACUUCAACUCGUACCUAGCGCUGGUGUCUGCGCUGGACUCGCCUCCCGUACGACGACUCGGCUGGCCGCGCGGUAUCGAUGACGCGUUGUUAGACCACUGCGCUAUCAUCGACUCCUCCUCAUCCUUCCGCGCGUACCGGCAAGCGCUCGCGGAAACGCAGCCGCCCUGUAUACCUUACAUUGGUCUAGUCCUCCAAGAUCUGACAUUCGUGCACAUCGGCAAUCCCGAUCUGUUGCCCGACGGAAGCAUUAACUUUACCAAAAGAUGGCAGCAGUACCACAUUAUGGAAAAUAUGAAAAGAUUCCAAAAAGACAGACAAUACAAGUUCAAGAAGAACGAGCGCAUCCACGCGAUGUUCAACGACUUCGAUGACGUGCUGAGUGAGGAGACCAUGUGGCAAGUGUCGGAGAGCAUCAAGCCGCGCGGCGGCCGCACGCGCGCCAACCCGCCGCCGCCGCCGCAACCGCAGCCGCAGCAGACGGCCGCCUAGCGAACACUUACACUUUGCAUUGCGAAGUAAAACAAAUCCAAAGAAAUGAAGAAAACGAAAGUAGCGGAUAUAGAGGUAAUGUUAAUGUCAUCGCGUGAUAGUGUUGGUUUGAUGAAACGUGAUUAUCUGUCCUAAAAAGGCCUAAUUAAUGUUAGUAUAAUUAUUCGUAAUUGUGCGAUUUCUCAACUGUGAUCGGUCGGAGAGCGAAUGUGGCGUGUGAGAGGGGACGGCGGGGCAACGAGACCGCUUUAACUCGAUUAAAAAUUAUAAUGCUUUCUAUGUGACACGAGUAAUGUUAUUCCAAUUUCCAAAGCCAAAUAUUAUUCUCAUCAGUAUUGGAGUCGAGUUACUGUCGUCUUUUACAUAUCAGCAUGUGACUUGCAUAGUGUACUGAACAAUCGAGUGACGCCUUGGUGUUUAGGGUUAAUGUCUUUGAUAUUCUUCUCGUUGUUGUAUUUGCCAUUGAUGUCAGUCUAUAGUAUACAUUAAAGUGUAAGCCAGCUUCGUUAAAACUAAUCAAUACAUCGAAUUAGAUCUAUUUGAGGUAGUAAGGCUGUAGUCACACUACUAUUUGACUGUCUUUUCAACGGUAGACGUUUUAGUGUUGGAUACUGCACUUUAAUGCUGUGUACGAGUAAACUUAGCGUGCGUAUACUAAAUGGGACAUAUUAUUGUUAUAUGUUAACGAGUUCAGAUUAUGAUCGGUGGUUUUAAUGAACCACGCGCCGCAAGUUAUUCAUAUAGUCUGGGCUUCCAUAGUUGUUAAUUUAAAGCAAUAACUACAUCCCAAAGCAUUACUUACAUUGUGUAGGGUGCAUCAAGCGUGAUAGAUAAUAUUUUUGUAUUUUUUUCUAUAGUCAAUAGACCGAUACAUAUCAUGAGGAGUGUGCCAAAUAUUGAAAACAGUAAAAUGUCUCAUUUGUGUGUGCCUUCCUAGAUACAUGGAGCGUUAAUAUUAUGCUAUUUGUAAUCCGCUCGUUCACUUUACUCUAUAAGGUAAAUAGUACAAGUGACUAGAACGUCUUUGAAAACUUUUCGUGCGAGAGAGUGGCGCAUUUAGAAGAAUAAUAUCGAAAUUAUAUACAUACUCCGGGCAGUUGUAACCUAACAUUAGGUUAACGAAUAUUAAAAUGAUCAAGUACAGGCAAUGCCAGUGCUAAAGAGCUCAGCCUCUACAUAUUCUAGUAUUUUAUGACAUUUUAAAUAGUGACGCAAGUUUCUAAUAAUAUAUUGCGUGGAUGCGUCUUUGCCAUUUUAUUCGUGUUGAAGUAUUAUGCAAUAUUUUUGUGUGUAUUGUGAAAUCCAAUGCAAUGUUUAUUUUUGAUAUUCAGAAAUUAUAUUUUUCCUAAAAGUUGCUACCUACAAGGUAACAAACGGUUUAUGUAUAGCAUACUUUUGAGACGUAUUGAUUAUAUUGUUCGUCAAGAAUUUUGUCGUUCUUCUUGAUACUAAUACUAAAGUUAAGCUUUACAUUCAGUACAAGCUUCGGGGCAUUGGUGAGGUGUUAUGAUGAAUUUUUGGGACGUAUUUACUAGAAGUUCACUUGGUUGGAUAGCCUCGAUAUUAACAAUAAUCGCAUUUUAAAGUAAUUGUAGGAGAGAUAAACAAUAGUGUAUUCAGCAUUUACUUUGCCUUAAGACGAUGAUGUCUUCAAUGAAAUAGCAAUAAUUUUUGAUUGUUGGUAGAUUCGCUGCACAUUUUGUGAUACUAUUCAUGUAGCGUGCCGCUUACUACUCAGUCUUAUUGACGUCCUCUAUACGUAGACAAUUAUAUUAGGCAAAUUUUAGCCCGUAAGAGUAAAUAAACCCCAGUAAGUAUAUCUAUUGCCAGAAACAGUAUUACUCGUAUCCGUAUCGUGACGAUAAUACGAAAGUUAUUGAAUUUUCUUGUGGGAAUAGCAUUUUGCUAAGAAUAUGUCCAUGGUAUAUUGUUGUUAUUCGGCGCGCGUGUCACAUAAUAUGUGCGUCAUGGCUACGGAGGUGUAAUACUGCCCUGACAAAAUUAAUGAGUAAAUAAUGUAAUUACAUCGAUCUGGUAGUUCGUGUAUUGUUUGAAAAGGGACAUUAGUUCCAUGCAAUAACUAACUAGACCAAUAUUUAGACACGUUUUACAAUGCUUUACUGCAAUUAUGUGCUGAUAUUGUAUUUUGUAUGUAUGAUAAAAUAAUUUGGAUUGUUAGUUAAGUUGGUAGGUUACCAUUUUUUCUGGUAUUAUUAUUUAUUUAAUGAAUUGUGAAGUUUAUUAUACAAUGGAUUGAUAUAAUUAUUAAUUGAAAUAUAUUAAAGACUGCCUAAAUUAAUUAUUCAGUAUAUUUGACGUGUAAAUUAGUGUCAAAAUUUGUUAGAUGUCCCGUUAUGUGUUUGGUUUAGGGUAGAUCUGCAUAGUGGGUUACAUAGCAUGAGGUUUGUCACAAUAAUCACUAUUUAUUACGUCAUUAGAAUAAUAAAGGAAGCACGAUUAGUAAACAGCGUACAUAUUUGUGUUGUAUUAGCAAGCUCAGUAUUAUGUUAUGAUGAAAUGCCAUAAUGUAUCAAAUGGAUUGAAACAUUUAUUUUGUCGUUUAUUCAAGAAUAAUUAAAUCUUUACUUUAAGUAUUUUUUAUAUUUGAUAGAAUACAUUUUAUUGUACAUUACGUUUAUUGAGUUAUACAUAAAUCCAUAUUAUAUCUGAAUUGCAUGCAUGUACAGUUUAAUUUUUGUGUGUCAAGUUUUUUUGUAAUUAUUUUGUAAAAUAAAUAUAGCACGUUAUUUACAACAUAAA